Molecule: messenger RNA, 795 nt
Organism: Aaosphaeria arxii CBS 175.79
Lineage: Eukaryota; Fungi; Ascomycota; Dothideomycetes; Pleosporales
Product: NAD(P)-binding protein
Exons: 2
Coding region: 1-795 (264 amino acids)
Source: RefSeq, a predicted model, not a curated record
AUGGCCCCCAAUAUUGUUGUUGUGACAGGUGCAAAUACGGGCCUAGGAUACGCAAUCGUCAAGGGACUUCUGGAGUCUUCAAAGACAUACCACAUUUACCUCGGAAGCAGAUCUGCUCAGAAGGGAGAUGAAGCGGUCAAAAAGGUUUGCGGAGAGGUUCCAGAGUCUAAAAGCACUGUUGAGCUACUUGAAAUCGACGUCAGCAGUGAUGAGUCCGUAACCAAAGCUGCGGAUAUAGUAGAGAAGGCCCAUGGCCGUCUUGACACACUUGUGAACAAUGCUGGCGUGGGAUUUGAUUCGCUGUUUACUACGGGUCAGAUGUCCUUGCGAGAUUCCUUCAACAAAACCUUUGACAUUAAUGUUGCGAGCGCAAAUGUUGUCACUUAUACCUUUGCUCCUCUCCUCAUCAAAUCCUCGGAUGCGCGCCUGAUCUUUUUGGCUGGCAUAGGACAGAUAACAAUCGCGGCUGAGAAUUACUUCCCAACACCACCAUUGCCUGCAGGUUGGCCAAAGGAAGUUGGCUUUGAGACAAUUGCGUAUCGUAGUAGCAAGGUAGCAAUGAAUCUAGUCAUGCUGGACUGGAAUCACAAGUUGAAAGAAGACGGAGUGAAGGUGUGGAGUAUCAAUCCAGGGUUCUGUGCUACUGGGUUGGUCGACGGGAAUGCGGAAACAAUGAGUGCAAUGGGUGCACAGCCAGCCAGCGUGGGAGCACAGAACAUCAUCUCGGCUAUUGAAGGCAACCGAGACUCGGAUGUUGGGAAAUGUCUUGAUACAGAUGGUUUGCUACCAUGGUAG